CCCCACGGUGCCCUUGGGUGUGUAUUCAGAGUUGUCCUCCUAUCAGACAGUUCCACUCCACCCCAGACAUCACCUUGGGUGGGGGUCUGGGUGAAACUCAACCAGCCUUUUCCGUGAGGUCCUAUACCCCUGAUGAAUCCUCAUGUCUUUAAUAUUUCAUGGCCACUAUGCACCAUCUCUCUCCUGUCAUGGUGCUCACCAAGAGACUGUGCUCUCUCAUUUAUUACCCUACAGGGACUCCCGCUGCCACCUUUCCACUCUGUCACUUCUCUCAUCCUUUCUCUCUCCCUCUCAGAUGCUUUCUCUAUCUCCAUUUCUCUGUGCCUCUUUCUCUUUCCCUCUCUCUCUUUCGUUCUCUGUAUCUUAUGUCAGUUAACUCUCAGGGGUUACCUCAUCACCUUAACAUGAUGUUUAAACAAACAUAAUUGUGUUAAAUGAUGAAUGAGUAGUUUCAUACAUUUUACUUUUGUUUCCCUAAAACCCAGAAUUAUUGCAUGGUAGUAGUAAUUAAUUCCCAGAGUCUCUCAUGGAUUAUUAAUCCUAACUAGAACCCUAACUCUCAGGAGUUAUUAAUCCUAACCAGAACAAUAACUCUCAGGAGUUAUUAAUCCUAACUAGAACUCUAACUCUCAGGAGUUAUUAAUCCUAACCAGAACCCUAACUCUCAGGAGUUACUAAUCCUAACUAGAACCCUAACUGUCAGGAGUUACUAAUCCUAACCAGAACCCUAACUCUCAGGAGUUACUAAUCCUAACUAGAACCCUAACUCUCAGGAGUUAUUAAUCCUAACUAGAACCCUAACUCUCAGGAGUUACUAAUCCUAACUAGAACUCUAACUCUCAGGAGUUACUAAUCCUAACUAGAACCCUAACUCUCAGGAGUUACUAAUCCUAACUAGAACCCUAACUCUCAGGAGUUACUAAUCCUAACUAGAACCCUAACUGUUACUAAUCCUAACUAGAACCCUAACUCUCAGAAGUUAUUAAUCCUAACCAGAACCCUAAUUCUCAGGAGUUAUUAAUCCUAACCAGAACCCUAACUCUCAGGAGUUACUAAUCCUAACUAGAACCCUAACUCUCAGAAGUUAUUAAUCCUAACCAGAACCCUAACUCUCAGGAGUUAUUAAUCCUAAAUGAGUUAUUUUGAAAACUAGCAACAUAUUUUAAAAAAGAAAAACAUGGUGUUUAAAGACGGAAUGGCAAAUUAAAAUAGACUCAACUGGCUAAGUGUCCGCUGUGCAGCUGCCCACACAAAAGGUCGUCUCGGUUACGGUCGCUGACACACUACCCCUCUCACAUCAAUAAUGCACAUCUGAAACUUGCAGGCUGCCCCCGGCUCCGCACAGACGCGCGCUGCUCUCGGGUCGGUUACGAGCCCCUGGAGACAGAAGCAUGUCGAAGGGACGAUGGGUGGAACUGAAGAUCUGUCAGACCAUCAGCUGCUCCGCUCCCAUCAGCCGCAGACGCAGACCGCCGUCCCCCACUGCUGCCGCUACAGGAACGACGGUUAUGGAGGACGAGGAGCGCCAGAGAAAGCUGGAGGCCGGCAAAGCGAAGCUGGCGGAGUACAGACAGAGGAAGGCUCAGAGUGAUGAACAAAAGAAGCAGAAGAAGAAGAAGAAGAAGAAGAAGGGAUCAGAGGAGGAGCACGUGAGGGAGGCGGAGCUGGACCCGCCCACCCAACAGGAAGUGACUGGAGCGAGAAAGGAAACAGCCACCACUGAGCUCUGCUUUACGAAGACCCUCCGCAGCAGAGAAACUGUGAAACAUGACCAGACGUACACACUUGAGCCGGAGAGUGAGGUUUCCACCACAGCAGAAGACUGCUCAUCAGAGGUGAACGGGUGCCGUGAGAUAUGUGAGAGGUCACAGGAGAUCAGGGACGAGGAACUGUGUGGUCCUGCAUCUCCUCUGGACCCUGAGCUCCUGCCCGAAACUCCCAGCAGGCUGCCUGCCACAAAGGACAAGCUCACCACCCAGAGCAGGGAGGGGGAGGAGCUGAGGCCAGAGAUGGGCGACGUGUUAGGGGCUGAGGGUGUGCAACAGGACUUUGAAUCAGCCCUGAAACAGCGUGAUGGCAUCAUCACACAGCUCACCACUAAUCUGCAAGAGGCUCGGGUAGAGAAGGAUGAGGUGAUGAGAGAGUUUCUCCAGCUCACCCAGCAGAGCCAAAACCUGCAGCUCCAGUUUCAACAGCUCCAGGCCGGUGAGUCUCUGAGGAGCUCCAAUAUCAACAGUGCAGCAGCAGAUCUCCUCCAGACCCGUCAGCAGCUCGUCCACUACCAGCAGCAGCUAGAGGAGAGAGACGCACAGGUCAGAGGUCACCACGCACAGCUCAGAGACCUCCACAGGCAGAUAGAGGAGAGAGAUGCCGAGGUCAGAGGGCUUCAGGAGAAGGUCCUAAGGAUGACCUCACUUCAGCAGAAGAUAUCCAAGGUGGAGAUGGUCACGAGGGAGACAGAGGAUGCAUUUACUCAGCGGCUGCAGGACAAGGACCAGUGUAUAGCAGAGCAGGAGAGGGCGUUAUCUCAGCUCCGGGACCAUCUCCAAGCCUCGGAGCGUUGCUUCCGUGACGUUAGCGAGCAGCUGGCCGUAAAGACCCGUGAGCUACAGAGGUGUGAGGUGGAGCUUCAGGGGCGUGAGGCGGAGCUACAGGAGUCGAGGCAGAAAGAACGCCUCUCAUCUGCUGAGGUCAUGCAGCUGAUGGGCACCGUAGAGGCCAUGCAGAAACGCCACCACCAGGGAAGCCAGUCGGAGGAGGGGGCGCUUCAGAGGGCAGAGCUAGAUGCUGCUCGAAGGCUGGAGCUCUUGAGGGCGGAGCUGGACGAGUUGUAUGGGCAGCAGAUUGUUCAAAUGAAGCAGGAGCUUCUGGCCCAGCAUGCAGAGGAGAUGACACGCAUCCUGGGCCAGCAUUCCAAAAACGUGGAGAAGAUCUCAGAACACCAUCGCUUGGAGAUGGAGCGUUUGAGGGCUCGGUGGAGCCAGAGUGCAGGUGAGGUCAACGCCCUGAACGCCAAGCUAGUGGACGUCCAGCAGCGGCUGCAGGAAGCUCAGGUUCUGCGUGAGCGUGCUGAGCAGGACCGCGCACAGCUCUCCGCGCUGCAGGAGCAGAUGAAGCAGCAUGGAGGGGUGGAGCAGAACCAGGCAGAGGCGGAGCAGGGACGGACAGAGGUGGAGCGGCUGCACAUGGCCAUUGGUGACCUGCAGGCCCAGCUGGUGGCUGCGGAGCAGGUGUCCAGCGAGCUGGAGGCCAGACACGAGUCCGAGAUCACCAACUACCGGAUCAAACUGGACAUGUUGGAACGCGAGAAGGACGCGGUGCUUGACCGCAUGGCAGAGUCCCAGGAGGCAGAGCUUGAGAAACUCCGCACACAGAUGCUGUUCAGCCAUGAGGAGGAACUGUCGCGACUCCGCGAGGACCUCCAGCACAAGAGUGAGAGGAACGCGCAGAAUCUGAGGGACGAGCUUGAGCACCGGCACCGUGAGAACGUCCAGCAGCUCUGCAGAGGCUAUGAGGAGAGACUGAGGGCAGCAGAGGACCAGAGUGCCAUGCUAGGGACAGAGAGAGUCUCGCUGCUGCAAGAGAUCCUGGCUUUAAAGACAGACCUGAACUGUGCGCUGGAGAGCUCGUGGGUGAAGGAGGGCGCUUUGGUGGAGGAGGAAAAAUGCAAAGUGACGACCGAGACCGAGCAGGGCUGGGACACAAGCAUGCAGUCUGAAAACAAGCUUCUGAAAGCCUCCAACACAGCCAUGGCAGAGCAGGUGAAGCUUCUGGAAGAAGGCUGCGAAGCUCUGCCAAAGAAAGUAGAAGUUCUGCUCACAGAGAAGCAGCAGGCACAGGAGCUGACGGAGCAGCUGCAGGGUGAAGUCCAGACACAGAGAAACACAUUCUCAUUUGCUGAGAAGAACUUUGAGGUGAACUACCAGGAGCUGAAGGAGGAGUACGCGUACCUGGCAGGUCAGAAGGUGUUGCUGGAGCGCUGUCUUGAGGAACAGGGAUUGGAGUACGCAGCCAAGCGCCACAGCCUUGAAACCCAGCUCCAACAUCCACCCAGCACCUCCACACAGCAUCCAGAGGAAGUGGAGAAAGACACAGUGGAGUUAAUGGAGAAACUGCAGAGGGUUGAGAAGGAGAAGUUGGAGCUAGUGGAAAAGGUAGAACACAUGGAGGUGGAGCUACAGAGGGUAGAGCUGGAGAAGGUGGGGCUGAUGGAGCAGAAGGAGGCGGAGCUACAGAGGGUGGAGCUUGAGAAGGUGGCAUUGGUGAAACUGAUGGAACAGAAAGAGGUGGAGCUACACAGGGUGGAGCUGGAGUGGGUGGGGCACUUGGACCAGAAGGAGGCGGAGCUACACAAGUUGGAACUGGAGAAGGCAGAGCUGGUGGACCAGAUGGACUGGAAAGAGGCGGCGCUACAGAGGGUGGAGCUUGAGAAGGCGGCACUGGUGGAACUGAUGGAACAGAAAGAGGUGGAGCUACACAGGGUGGAGCUGGAGAAGGUGGGGCUCUUGGAACAGAAGGAGGUACAGAGGGUGGAGUUUGAGAAGGCGGGGCUGGAGGAAUGUGUAGCAGAGGUAACAGAAAAGACUCAGCGGAAGGAGGCGGAGCUUCAGGCACUGGGGUCAGGCAGCAAAGAGAUGGUAGAGAGGGCUAGGAGACAGCUGGAAGAUACCUCUGCCCUGCCUGUGGGUGGAGACAUGGGUGGAGACAUUAGCUUGUGCUCUGUACAGGGCCAUUACCUCCAGAUCUCAGAGCUGGAGGGAAUCGCUGCCUUGCAGGGGGAGGGUCAAAUGCCCCAGAGCCUGCUUUCGUCCAGUCAGGGGGGAGCGAAGGUGGAACCCACUGAGGGACUCCUGCCUCCACCCCUCUCCCAGGCAGAGAGUGGUGAGAUUACCACGGAGGAGGGGAGAAAGAGAGCAGUGUCUGUGCAUGAGCCCAGCGCAGCUGCAGACGUACACACACACGACGAGGAGACACUGCUGUACACUUGUCACGAGCAGGUAAACAGCCCAGAUGUGCACAAGAACUUGGAGACUGAAUCAAGGCAGAAAGUGACGUGCCUGGCCAGCAUGGACGGAUCAGAGCACGUGGAGUGCCGGUUACAGAUGGAGGCACAACGUAUCAGUCUGUGUCAGAUACACACUGCUCAGCUGGAACUGCUGCAAGAGAGCCUGCACACACACACGAACACACACCCACAUGCACAAGCGCACACACAGACGCAGGAGACACUGGAGUGGCUGCGAGUGCAAAGCACAGAUGAUCCAAAGUCCUCAAAAUAUCAGAGAUUUAUGGACGAGAUGACAGAAGACUGCAAUCACCUGAUUCAGUCCUUCUCGCGGGUGCUGGGGGUGGAGGUGGUGGAGUCUCUCCAGUGCCGUGAAGACCCUGUGGAGCCCAGGGAUCUCACUCACCAGAGACUGGAAACAUGCCACCUCAGAGAGCUCUUAGUAGAGGCCAGAGAGUUGUACAUGAGGCUGCAGCAGUUGAACCAGUGUGUAUUAUCCUCACACCGGCGCCUCAUGGAGCUGCAGACGUCACUGAAUACCAGCACAGACAAGUCAAUGCAGAGGGAAGAGGACUUUCAGAGGUUCAGCACCACCAGACCUACCCUCACCCGGAGAAAGGCAGACAUGGGCAGCCAUAUGGAGCAGGGGGUGGAGCAGAGGGCGGAGUUGUGGGCAGAACUGACUGAGGAGUUCCAGAAGCAGCAGGAGCUGAGGGAGGAGCAGCACAGGGAGGAGGUGGAGUAUGUGAGAACCUACUACAGGGAACAGGCCAGGGAGGUGGAGCAGCGCUACACCGCAGAAAUCAGCCUACUACAGGACAGGCUGCAGCAGCUCAGCAGAGUGCACACCCUCCACAGCACGUCGAGCGCUUCCCUGCCUACCCUGGAGCAGAAGGAGCAGUUUCAGACUCCGUUCCUCCAGGGUUCCCAUCAGAAGCUGUGUGAGUUGGAGCAGCACAGCUGUGACGGAGCCCUGAGCGUCACACAGGAGCAGCAGAGCCGUGAGGAGGUGAUCGCCAAGGUCAUAGUGCAGAUGGCGGUGGACUUUGCCCAGCAGUCUGAGCGGGUGCGCAUGGGCCGUAUGGCCAGGGAGAGUUCCACCGGCACGCAAACUGUGGCUGGAGCCGCCUUGCCAGCAGGGGGCAAUGUGGAGCAGCUCCUGGAGGAGCUCAGGAGGAGGCAGGAGGAGGUGCUGUUGCUCACACAGAAGCUGGAGGUGCCAGAGACCCCAUCAACGUUCCCCCGACCUGGAGUGGAGCAGGACCAACCGAGUGACAGCCACAUCACAAACAAACAGGGGGCAGAGCUUACAGGAGUGGUGAAACGGGCGGAGCAGAGUGAGAGUGCAGGGCGUCAGCACGGACCAGCCAAUAUGCAAAACAGUGGCACACAGACAGAAUGGAGAGGAGUGGAUGAGGAGGGAAACAUGAAGAAAGAGGAGGACCAUGGAGGAGAUGUGAUGUUAGAAUUGUCUUCUCCACACACAGAGUUCUCUGCUGAUGUUACAACUGAAAGGAAUUUCUUGCGGAGAGCCAAUGAGAGACUACGUCAGGUCCUGGUGGACGUGCUGAAGACCACAGCAGCUGCAGAAGAGACCAUCGGCCGACAUGUGGAGGGUGUACUGGAGGCAGACAGCAGGGGGCAGCAGCCGCAACACAGAGAUGCCUCCACUGAGAGUUACUAUGGCAGUGAAACCGUGGCAGACGAUGCCAGUGUGUGGUCUGCUGAGACAGAGACUGACCAAGGUCUGGAGAUGUCGCAGAUGAUGCCGGGGGUGGAGCUUCAGCUGGAGAGGGAGGAGCUACAGCCUGAGAGGGCUGAGCUACUGCUAGAGAAGGAGGAGUAUCUGAUGAGCAUCAGCACCAGACUGCAGAUCGCUGUGGAAAAAUUACUAGUCGUCAUUACUGGGACCACCAACCAGUUGGAGCAUGCACGGGUAACACAGACAGAGCUGAUGCGGGAGAAGUUCACACAUGGCAAGGAGAUUGCAGAGUUACUGCGCAGACAAGACGAGCUGCAGGAGAGACUGCAAGAGGAGGCAGCAAGCCGGCAACAGCUCACCCAGCAGCUACAGCAGGCCGAAGGUUUGAUUGAUGGCUACUCAGGUGAGAGGCAGGCCCUGGAGGAACAGGUACGUGAGAGGGCCCAGCUGCAGCUACAGAUGGAGCAAGAGCUACAGGUGACCAGCAGCCGCCUGCGUAAACUCGAACAGGAGCGCCAGAACUUGUACAACCAGCAGGAGUUGUUGUCACGACAACAGGAUGCCAUGAGGGACAGGGCUGGAUCUCGAGAACUGUGCCUAGUUGAGGCUGCAGGUGACCUAGCACCUGAGGCAGAUCUCCUAGAGCAGACGGAGAAGUUGAUGAAAGAGAAGGUUGAUGUGGCACGGCAGGCGGAGAAGGAGCAUGCUGAGCUCCUUCAACAGGUGAAGCAUCUGGAGGUGGAGCUGGAGGAGCAGGUGGGCCGUGUGGCUGAGCUGGAGGACGUCCACCGUGUGGAGACGGCUGACCUCACACAGCAGAUCCACGCCCUGGAGAAACAGCUGGACCACAACCGCCGCUUCUUGGAUGAGCAGGCUAUGGACAGAGAGCACGAGCGAGAUGUGUUUCAGCAGGAGAUCCAGAAACUUGAACAGCAGCUGAAGAAUCUCCCCAAACCCCAGUCCAGCAAAGAGCAACGUCACAGAGAGCUGGAGGAGCUGCGCUCCACUCUGCAGGAGAAGACAGACUGCUGCAGUGAGCUCCUGCUGCGUUCAGAGCGGCUGCAGAGCGAUGUGGAGGAGAGGAAUGAGGAGAUGGAGAGGCUGGAGUGCCGUGUGAGGGAGCUGGAGCAGGCGCUGAUCACUAGCACCGACGGCCUGCACAGGGUGCAGGAGACUACACAGUAUGCCUCUAUGGAUGGCAGGCCUGAUGUCUCACUGGAGGCCCUGCUCCAGACUGAACGAGAAGCCCUGGACAGGAAAGAGAAGGAGAUUGUUAACCUGGAGGAGCAGCUGGAACAGUUCAGAGAGGAACUGCAGAACAAGAGUGAGGAGGUGCAACAGCUGCACAUGCAACUGGAGAUCCAGAAGAAAGAGAUCUACACUCAGCAGCAGGAGUUGGUAGCCCAGAGCAACCUGCAAAUGGUGUUGGAAGAGAAGGACAGGGAAAUAGCUCUUCUUAAUGAGCAGAUCGCUAAACCUCAGCCCCGGGACACAAGCCCAGAAAACAAGGAGGUGGAGGAACUGGGUGAACUGGUGCGUGAGCUGGAGGCUCAGGUAGAGUACCUGCAUGGGGAACAGGAGCGUCUGAAACGCAACAGCGAGGAUCAGGUUGAACAGCUCAACUCUGUCAUUGAGAAACUCCAGGAGGAGCUCUCCCACAUAGAGCACAAACAGUCCACCCAAGACGAGAUGGACCAAGAUGAUGCAUGUUGCCAUGAUGAAGAGGAGUAUGAUGAACUGAAGCAAAAGAUGGAUGAGACCACAAAGGAGCUUAAAACACUCAAGGCUGAUCAUUCCUCACUCCUCUCUAAAUAUGAGAGUCUGCAGGAGGAAGUGAUGGAGAGAGAGGAAGCGAGAGAGAGGGAGGGGGUGAAGGAGAGCGAGAGGUUGCUGGUUGAGCUGGAAGAGGCUCUGAGAGACAGAACCGCAGCACUGGUAGUGGCUCAGGCCCAAGUCCAGGCACUAGAGAAGAGUGCUGCGUCCAGAGUGACUGACCUGAACCAGAGGGUGGAGGAGCUGGAGCAGUGCAUUGAAGAGAAGGAGGUGGAAUUAAAGGAAUGCAGGUGUCAGGUGGAGAAAGCUCGGGUGGAUGCAGAAACCCUCCAUCUUAAGAUCUCUCAGCUGGAGGAGAAACUCAGGGAGAAAGUGUCUGUGGUGAUGGGUCAGGCCCAGCUUGAGUCUGUUCCGGUCCAGACCAAAGAGCUCCACUCUGAGACCCUACUAGACAAAGCCAAACUUGUGGGCUCCAGUGCGGAGUUAGAGGUUGAGAACCUCAGGGUGCAGGUGAAGGAGCCCAGUGUAACUCCUCUAAAGAACAUGGGCCUCUUGACCAAGAAGCUCCGAGAACUGGAGGAGGGUCUGAGCUCCAUGCAGAAAGACCAAGAUCUCCAGAAACAGCUGCUGACCAACUCCGAACAGGAAGUGCAGGAAUAUCAGAAACGACUGGCAAUGCUCACCGAGCUGCUCAACCAAAUGACACUGAAAUCAGCAGAACAAACGGGACAUCCUGCACAGGUCACACAGGACAGAAGCAGACAGAUGGAGGGGCUUCUCCAGGAGCUGCAGGAGGUCAAAGGUCAAGCAGCAGCUAUGAAAGAGGAGCUGGACUGCUGCAAAGAGCGCAGCCAAAAACUACAGGAAGAGAUGCAGCGCAAAGAUGCAAUGAUAGACAAGUUACAGACCGACGUCCAGAAGGCCUCCAAACACGGUAGUGAAGUAGACUCCAGUGUGAUGUCAGAGCUUCUUAAGGAGCUGCAGGAGGUCAAGGAUGAAGCCGUAUGUACUCAAGAGGAGCUGGCUGACCUGAGAGAGAAAAGCCAGAGACUGCAGGAACAGAUCCAGACAUCAGGUGAGGUCGAUAGUGCUGAACUUCUUCAGGAGCUGCAGGAGGUCAGAGGUGAAGCAGCAGCUACUAAAGAGGAACUGAACAGCUACAUAGAGCGGAGCAUCAAACUACAGGAGGAGAUACAGGUUCGAGACGGGUCCAUCGCAGAGCUGAUGGAUGAAAUCCAGCAGCUGCGUGCUGCCUCAGCCCAGCCCGGUGAGGGGGCACUGGGGCCGGUGCUGCCCCACUCCCAGUCCAAGAAGAGAGCAGGGAGAGACCACCACAGCAACAGCAAAGGUGGAAGUGUUGCCAAGGACAAACCAUCGCUCUCCAGGAAGAACUCAUGCACCCAGUCAGAGACUUCGGCCCUCUGUCCCACCUCCUCAGCUAAGGGCUCUGAGGGCGUGUCUUUCAUGGAUGCGGGGACACAGGUGGAGCUGCAGGAGGAGCUGGAGGAGGUGAUUUGCAAGUAUAUGGAACGAAUCGGCCAGAUGCAGGAGCUGCAUGCAGCUGAAAUCAUGGACAUGGAGAACAGGCACAUCUCUGAGAGCGAGAACCUGAAGAGGGACAACCAGCGUCUGGAGCAGGAGUGCAGCGCACUCCGAGCAUCUGUCCACAGCCUCCGCCUCUCUGAGACUGCGAGACUCGAGCAUCCCACUGCCUCCCAGUUCAGAGAUGGCUACACUAGCGACAGCAGCUCAGACUGGAGCCAGAGGACAGGCUUUGAGUUCAGGAGCACACCUGAGGGAGCGCGGCCAGAUGACCCUGACCUGCUGCCCGACAGGGUCAAGACGCUGCUCAGAGAGGUUCAUCAAGAAGGUAUGCAGGUGCUCUCUCUGUCUGAGCUGCCUGUCCCUGAGGGGGGACAGUCUGGAGCACAGCUCCCUCUGCAGGCCUGGAGAAAAGAGAGGGAAGCCCUGCUAGACACAGUGGAGUCCCUCAAAGAGCUGCUCACCCAGCUGCAGACCUGUCACCACACCCAGACGCACACACAGGCUGCCGCUGACUGGCGUGCUGAGCUGCUCUGUGCAGUGCAGCAGGUGUUUAUGAGAGAGCGAAACGUGUUCAAGACGGCACUGAUCUCACAUGUGGAUCUACUGGACAACAGUGACGCAGUCACCCACCUUAACCAGCUACAGAGGCUGCUUAACGAUCAGGAUUUCCGCCAGCAGGAGGCGCUGUCUUCCCUUCACACUGCUGAGCGGAGCAGUCUGCUAGCAGAGAUCUCACAGCUACAAGCCCAGCUCCAACACUGGCAGCAGGACACUGAACUCAACUUGCGGCAGCACCACCCAGUGGCCACUACCGGCCUGUGUAAGACGUGGUCCUCAGCAGGACAAGAGGCAGAGCAGUUAGGGACAGGGAGAGACAUGGAUGUCCCUGUGUCUGAGUCCGACUCCGGCAGGUCUCCAGAACUGGAGCUGAAGAUUGAACUGGCUCAGACCAAACUAGAACUGGAGAUGUCACUCAAGACCCAGCAGAAACACCUGAAGGAGGUUGAUGCGCUCAGGCGUGAGGUGUCUGCCAAGGCAUUUGAGCUGGACUCACUGAGCAACCAGCUGCAGGAGGAGCAGAGGCGAGUCCGAGAGCUGCAGUGGACAGUGGAGCGGGAGGCCAGCCGAGCCGAGAGGCGACAGGAAGGAAAGAGAGAGGAGGUCGAGGACCUGAGACUGGCUCUGGAGGAGCAGCAAGAUUUUGUGGCAGAGCUGUCUGCCUCUCUGGAGAAGGAGAGAGAGGUCUUGGCUCAGCUCACAGAGGAGAGGGAUGAGCUGCAGGUGACGUCAGAGGCUCAGCAGGCCCAGAUCAGGGAGGUGAGCUCUGCUCUACAGAGAGAGAAGGAGCUCAGCACUCAGCUGCUCAGCCAGCUCCAGCACACACAGCGCCCCCUGCAGGACAGCAGCACACAGGGUGUGGAGCAGGCGGAAGCUAGCUGUGGCCAGGUGGAGGAGGGGGUUCAUUCGGUGGAGGCUCUGCUGCAGACCCUUCAGGGGCAGCUGACGCAGAAGCACUCUGCCCUGGUGGAGCUGAUGAAACAGUUGGAGCAGCAGAAGUUGCAGGCGGUGCAGACACAGCGUGCGUGGGAACAGGAGCGGGACGGCCUCUCACGUGUGGCUGCACACGACCGCAGCUCCCUGCAGGAGGCACAAGAGAGUGCCGCCCGGCUGCAGAGACGAGCCGAGGAGCUCCAGGCCCGGCUGGACGGAGAGAGGGAGCGAGGGAUGAGGCUGGAGGGAGAGAGAGACCAGCUGCAGCAGAGAGUGUCUGACCUGACUGAGGGAAUGGGAGAGGUGGAGCUUAGCAGAUACACCCAGCAGCAGCAGGCAGUUCAAUGGGAGAUGGGAAGGAAGCCGUCUAUCCGGACGCAUGACUGGGUCCUACAGCAGGAGGCUGGAGAUGCUUACAGUCGGGCUCCCAGUGCCAGGCCUUCCUCUCACACAGGCCACACCCCUGCCACGCCCACAGACACCAAAAAUCUGGACAAUGUCAUCGCUAGACUGCAGCUCAUCGCUACCAAGAUCAACAGUAUGACCAGCGACACCACCCACAGACUACCUCUGGAGGGUCCUGACAGAGAGAGUCUGACUUGGCUACAGAGCAACAUGCAGGACGUCAUGUCUUUUCUGCAGGAGGUCCCAUCAGUGCCCCCUGCUGUGUUGGAGAACGCCUCCCUGCUAGCCGGGGGCUCGUCCAGCAGCGUGCUGACCGAACGCCUCCUCAGGCAGAAUGCAGAGCUGACGGGCUUUGUGAGCCGUCUCACAGAAGAGAAGAACGAUCUCCGUAAUCAGCUGCUGAAACUGGAGGAGGAGUUGAGGAGACAGCGCCACCUAGCAGCACACAGCUUCAGCAGGUCUGGAUCGCAGGUACCGGACCGGUUCUCCAGCGAGAGGGAGGCGUGGAGCAGGGAGAGGAGCAGGCUGGAACAGUCUCUCCGUCAAGCAGAGCUGGAGCUCUCUCACCUCCGUGGAGAGGUCCGCUCCGCCACAGUCCGAGACCUCUCUGUACCUGACGCAGACAACGCUGUGCUUAAGAGGAUCUAUGGGAAGUACCUGCGUGCCGAGAGUUUCCGCAAGGCUCUGAUCUACCAGAAGAAGUACCUUAUCCUGCUGCUCGGGGGGUUUCAGGAGUGUGAAGAGGCCACACUGUCUCUGAUCACCCAUAUGGGGGGCCGACCCACACACCUGGGCCUGGAGCCCUGGGGACACCGCCACCAUGGCCUCACACGCUUCCGAUCUGCCGUGCGUGUGUCUAUUGCCAUCUCCAGGAUGCGAUUCCUUGUGCGGAGAUGGCAGAAGGCGACAGGAGGCUCCAUCAGUUCUCCUAGCAUCAACAGAAACGGUUUAACCCUGACCCCAGGGGGUGAGGGGAGGAAUGACUCACCCUACCUGCAACCAACCAGUGUGGACACAUAUGGAGAGAGACGAGGGACAAACCGAGGACGCACAGGACGAGACUCACCUCGGUCAGGACACUCCACACUGCAUAGGUAUGGUGGAGCAGUCACUGAUGGAGGAGGUCUGUUAUGUUCCCACCUGCAGAAUUAUGACCCUGACCGCGCGCUCACUGACUACAUCUCCAGACUAGAGGCUCUCCAGCGUAGACUUGGGAGUGUGCAGUCAGGCUCAUCUUCAUAUGCUCAGUUGCACUUUGGAAUAAGAAGAUAGAGAUCUUCACUGGGACUGAAAAACCUAUCAAACUACCAACCAAACUACCAUCCACCCAAACUACCAACCAUCUCUGCAUUCUGGGCUCAUGCUGUGUUGUAGUCAUACGGAGUCUGUGGGACCAAACACACCAUCUGUUCAGGCUCCACCGCCUGGAGCUUUGUGGCCUGUACAACAUUAGGAGUGCUUCUGUGUUGCAGAUGUAAAAACAUAUUCAAUCAUGCUGUAAGUGGUUAUUGUGGGAAUGCUAAUUUAAGAUGAUUAAUUUAUACUAUGUAUGUCAGGAUGAACAAUAUAAUAAAGGGUUUAUAGUAGAUUGCUACUGGAAUCACGAUAACACUGGUCCCUGUCUGAGUUGACACUGCUUGUUAUAAACAUCUAAUGAAGGACACAAAAAUGACAUUUAUAACUGUUUAUAAGCAGCAGGGUGUAUUCUGCACCAAGCCUAAAACGACAGAAUUAAUUACAACAGCUUAUAUAAAUGUCAUUUAUAGUUAUAAGGCAUUAGAGGUUUUCUAAAAAGGUGAGAGAGAGAGGGUAUUGUCACCCAGCAGAUGGGCAGUGUUACGAGACACACUACACUGUGUUUUAAUAGCCUGGUUUCAAGAACAGAACACAGAGGACAUUUGUAGAAGACAUAUUUUUGUAAAGGCAGGAGCUUUGAAUUUUAUGGGUAUUUUGUCAAAACUGAAAUAAAGAUUAAUAUAAUAUUUAAA
This is a messenger RNA of Electrophorus electricus (electric eel), 13909 nucleotides long. It is a transcript of the gene akap9, whose product is annotated as A kinase (PRKA) anchor protein 9. Lineage: Eukaryota; Metazoa; Chordata; Actinopteri; Gymnotiformes; Gymnotidae. Gene Ontology annotation, biological process: signal transduction. Gene Ontology annotation, molecular function: molecular adaptor activity. The record is from RefSeq and is a predicted model, not a curated record.